This is a messenger RNA of Boleophthalmus pectinirostris (great blue-spotted mudskipper), 2142 nucleotides long. Its product is annotated as protein FAM83A-like. The record is from RefSeq and is a predicted model, not a curated record. Bases 1 to 945 code for a protein of 314 amino acids. Lineage: Eukaryota; Metazoa; Chordata; Actinopteri; Gobiiformes; Gobiidae. The transcript has 6 exons. Gene Ontology annotation, biological process: epidermal growth factor receptor signaling pathway.
AUGGAUGCAAAAAGUGUCUCUCCACUCUGGUACAAAAGGGUGAUAACUCAGGGCAAGGUCAGGAGAAGGGUGCAGGACUUGAGGAUACCAUCUUCGCCUAGUUUGGAUUUUCUGACCAGCAGACCAUUGGACCUGAGCCACAAUGAAAGCGCUCGGCUGGCAGCAGACUCUCUCCUCUCGGGGGGACUGAGGGGAUACCAAGAGGUGCUAACAACAGAGGGAGAGGUGGACUUCCUGUCAGAGCACGAAAAGAAAUACUUUUUGGAAAAUGGAAAAAACAGCAACAUGGAUGCUGGACCAGAUGCUGGUGAUGGCAGUGACACUGGGUCUGAAAACCUAUGCAGCUCUUACUCAGCUAUACCGUGUCCCACAGUGUCCAAAAACAGUGAUUCCACUGAAGCUUGUUUAAACUCCAACGAAGAUGGGAAUGAUAGUUCUUUCUCUAAGGAGUCCAAUGUGGAAGUGUAUUUGUACACUGAGAACAGAGCUGCUGGGCUGAAAGACAUGGUCAGAGAGUUCAUCAGAAAAGCCGAAAAGACACUGGCCAUAGUGACAGACCACUUCACUGAUGUGGAGCUGUUGUGUGACUUGCUUGAGGCAAGUAAGAAGAGAUUUGUCUCAGUUCAUCUCCUUUUGGACCAUUUAAACCUGAGCAUUUUCAGAAAUAUGUGGCAGGAGCUCAAACUCCAAGGCAAGGACUUUCCUAAAUUCUCAGUACACAGCGUUGAGGGACAAACCUACUGUGCCAAGACAGGUAGGAAGCUGAGUGGGCAAAUAUCAGAAACUUUUAUCAUCACUGACUCAGCAGAGGCUCUGGCUGGAUCCUUUAGUUUCUCCUGUCUCUCCUGGAUGGUCCAUCGAAGUCUGGCUUUCAGUGCUAAAGGCAGCUCUGUCACAUAUUUCCUUGAGGAGUUUGAAGACUCUCCUCUUGUUCAAUACCAGUGACUGGAUUCAUCAAUGUGUCCCUCUUACCUCCAUUUAAAACAAGUUUAUAUAAAAAUGAAGAACAACCAAAGGUCAGACCAAACACGGACAUGGAUCGCAUCGGGAACUGGAUUGAAGAUGGUUUAAACAGUCACAAAACGGAAAGGACACAAACUAACGUUUUCUCAGCUCAAUAUUUAAUACCUUUUAGGCAACCAGUGAUGCAGCAUGUGUGUAUGCACAAGUUUACACACCCAACACUAGGGGGGGUCCCAGUACAAGAUCAUUCUAAAAACAAAGGAAAUGUUUUGCAUGGAGAACACACUCAAACAAAAUCCAAAUUUCAAAAUAAUCUUGCUCCAUGCGCACAAAAUAGCCUUAAUCCUAGGAUAACAGGGACAACCCGUCCAAAAUCUACCCUGCUUGCUCACAGACAGGACAAAGCUAUUGGUUCCAGCACCCAGAAUAAGGACCUAAAUAAGGGUCUCUAUAGUUUUAAAUGUGAAGAUUAUUGGACUCAGAGACAAAACAGGGCCAGUAUUACACCUACUAGUAUUGCUGCAGGCAUCAACAAACACAAAAGAGAACGCAACACUUCACAACCCAAAUCAAGUAACACUGAUAAUUCAAAGGUCAUGCAGCCUUUCAUGUCACAAGUAAGGGACGUAAAGCAGCAUGUUCAGUCUGCCUUAAAUGGUGCUUGGGGGGCAACAUAUGAGUUACAAACUAAAGUAAUGUCCAAUGGGAUCAAGACACACGACCAGCCCUUGCCACAUCACAUUCUCAGGCCUCAAACACAGACACGAUCCCCAACCACCAGCAUUUCAACGGAACCAAAAGAGUCCAAGCUGUUCUCGCCAACUCUAACAAUAGGAAGACGUGCACUAGAGCCAAAAGCCCCUCAGCAGGUGAAACCACCUUCAAGAAUGGCCUGGAUGAUUCAAAAUAACACCAUGAGAGAAGGAACAGUGCCGCGACAAAACUCAUUUAACUCUUAUGACACAGUUCAACAGAUGGAUGGACACAUUAACAGGAUGCAGUUUCACAGAGCCUCAGCAAAACCUUUAACAAGGAGCAAAAGCAUGAUUGAGAGAGCAGAAACACGAACAAAUUUAAAGUAACAGCAUUUUAGUUUGCAUGAUUUUCUUCAAAAGAUGCAAUGCAGAUGAAUAUGCAGAUGGAUUUAUUUACAUAUUUUAUAAAGUACAUUAUCAAGUA